CCGACUCUGUCUCUCUUUGCGUCCUCUUUUGGAAAUACAGAAUAAAACGUAUUUUAAAAAAAUAAAUAGUUAUUAGGGUUUUGAUUGCGUUUUUUAUAAGAAAGAUGAGUGGACUCUGAGCGGACUUUUGAGAGCUCUUUUUCUGUCGCUUUUCUGGUAUGAUGGAGAAGAGGGAGCCGGUGUGUCAGAUUCCGGCGCCGGAGAGUGGCGAGAAGGAACAGUUUCCUGUGGGAAUGCGGGUGUUGGCUGUGGACGACGAUCCGACCUGUCUGAAACUGCUCGAAACCCUUCUUCAGCAAUGCCGUUACAAAGUUACAGUAACCCCUCGAGCAGUUACAGCUCUCAAAAUGUUGAGAGAGAGCAAAGAAAAAUUUGAUAUUGUGAUUAGUGAUGUUCACAUGCCGGACAUGGAUGGUUUCAAGCUCUUGGAGAUCGUGGGUCUUGAAAUGGACCUACCAGUUAUCAUGAUGUCUGCAAAUAGUGAAGUCAGCAAUGUGAUGAAGGGUAUAAAGCAUGGGGCUCGUGACUAUUUGCUGAAGCCCAUUCGGAUCGAAGAGCUCAAGAACAUUUGGCAGCAUGUAAUUAGGAAAACUUUGCUUGAUCCCAAGGAGGGAAAUGAUACUACUGACAAAAACAAAUGCGGAAUGGCUGAUGGGGGCCUGAAGACCAGCAGGAAAUGCAGAAAUCAAAGCAAGGAGAAAGAGAAUGAGGACAACGAACAGUCUGAUGAGGACCCGACUGCUCAAAAGAAGCAGAGGAUUCUUUGGUCUGCGGAGCUACAUUCGCAAUUUAUUUCAGCUGUCGAACACUUGGGCGUAGAGAAGGCAGUUCCGAAGCGGAUUCUUGAUCUUAUGAAUGCCCCAGGUCUUACUCGGGAAAAUGUUGCUAGUCAUCUGCAGAAAUUUAGGAAGGGCCUAACAAAGAACAGUGCUAGAAAGUACCAAAAUAGCACUGCUUCAAACAGAAUUGGCGGGAAUCCUCCGACUACUGCUCUUCUAUCUUUUGACAAGCAAGGUCCCAAUACCGUAAAUUGUCAAGACAGUUUCAGAAUUGAUGGAUAUAGCAAUAAUUCUGAAAAUAUUCAGUUCUGUCAUCUCCGAAAUGUUGGCAACCUUGGCGUUUCUCUUGCAAACUCGCAGUCACUCCUGCUCCUUCAGAACCCACAAGAUGGAUUACUUCAACAGUAUACAGAAGCUCCCGAAGCGGAUCAGCUGUGCCAUGGAAUGCAAAAUCCUGCGCUUGGAGUUGUCUCAUCAGACGGGCUAAAUUAUUGUUCCAUUUCUCCAAGGCCUGAUCGAUUGGAAGCUUUUACGCAGAUUUCCUCUCAUAUUCCCAGUUAUAAUACAUAUAGCCAAGGUGGGAAUUUUGGUCUUUGCUUGCCUGAAUAUGCAUCCAAUGCGCACCACCAUCUAGACAUCUCCUUCGAUGUUGCUGAUUCACCAUGCUCAAUAAUGAGAGACAUCAUUGCAACUGAUCUGGGUGCAAUUGCUUCACUCAGAACAGUUCAAAAUUCGCUUCCAGGACAACACGAGGCACAAAAUGUUAGUGAUUACAAUGAAAGGUUGAAUUUGGAUCCAGGCACUUCAUUGGACAUGCAGGGUUGCAUCAGGGACAACUUUAUGGGAAGUGGCCAGUUGGAGCCGGUCGACAAUUGUCAUCCUCCAAUGGACUUGAGAACAGAGAAUAUCUUUGACCUAAGCGGUAACCGCUUUCCUGAGGACCUUGGUGCUGUGGUGAAGCAGUUUCAUCAACGGCACAAUUUGUAGGCCAUGGGCCAUGACUUUUCAAUGUUUCAGUUGGUUGUGUCCCACAAGCUGACACUACAAAUCACAAAUUGAUGAUGCCCCAAACAGGCAAUGCGAGGAGAAUUAGUCUAUUUAUGGAUAUUUCUUGAGCUGAUUUGUAACGGUGGGGCCCAUCAGCUAUCACAUAUGAUCCAAAGCGUCUGAUUGUCUGUGUAUUUCUAAAUCUACAGUAAAGAAUGCAGUUGUGCGUACCGUGGUUUCAUAGGAGAUCGGAUUCUGUUCUGGUCCAAUCCUCAUGGAUGCUGCCUCUGCGGUCUUGUACCAUAUGUAAUUUUUUCCUAAACUGUAUAUGCAUUCCAUUUUGAGGCUAGUCUGCUUCUAGUUUUAAGCGGAUUGAGAAAAUCUGGACCAUUAAUUUGCCUGAGGAUUUUGUU
Magnolia sinica is the source of this 2179-nucleotide messenger RNA. RefSeq names its product two-component response regulator ORR23-like. Gene Ontology annotation, biological process: cytokinin-activated signaling pathway; phosphorelay signal transduction system. The transcript is spliced from 8 exons. Gene Ontology annotation, molecular function: DNA binding. The coding region runs from base 159 to 1766 and encodes 535 amino acids. Lineage: Eukaryota; Viridiplantae; Streptophyta; Magnoliopsida; Magnoliales; Magnoliaceae. The record is from RefSeq and is a predicted model, not a curated record.